AUGGAAAAGGACAAUGCCAAUCCCACUAUCCUAAACACUUCACAGCUUCCGACAAGACAGCGUAAGAAGGGGCGAAGAGUACAAAGAGAUGAUGCGGCCAAAAUCAGUAAAAUCAUACCCAAGCCGAAAUAUCUAUCAGAUCCCUUCUACGAUAUCUCAUGGUCUGACGAUACCGAGAGUGAUGACGAGUUCACUGCGGAACCCAUUGACGAACAGGAAGUAUACGACUUGAUAUCGACAAUUUCUGACCCUGAACAUCCCCUUUCCUUAGGUCAACUGGCUGUGGUCAAUUUGCCUGACAUUCAUAUAACACCGUCCCCAUCAGCAGGAGCGGAUCCCAAUGCUUUGACACGGGUACUGGUCGAGAUUACCCCUACCAUUACCCACUGUUCAAUGGCAACCGUUAUCGGCCUCGGUGUACGAGUACGUCUAGAGCAGGCCCUUCCACCCAACUACCGGGUGGAUGUUGUGAUCAAAGAGGGAACCCACAGUCAGGAUGACCAGGUAAACAAGCAGCUAGCCGACAAGGAAAGGGUUGCCGCAGCCUUGGAGAAUGACACAUUGAAGGGUGUCCUGGCCAAGAUGCUAGAGACUUGCCUAUGA
Molecule: messenger RNA, 603 nt
Organism: Daldinia caldariorum
Lineage: Eukaryota; Fungi; Ascomycota; Sordariomycetes; Xylariales; Hypoxylaceae
Exons: 2
Coding region: 1-603 (200 amino acids)
Biological process (GO): iron-sulfur cluster assembly
Source: RefSeq, a predicted model, not a curated record